CCGGUUUUACAAGAAUUCGUGAGUACAAUUGAAAACAAUAAAAACAUUCUUUAUCUUUUUACGUACCAAAAUCCUCUGUCUAUUCCACCACGGUAAAUAAUUUAGCAAAAUAGAACUUUGAAGCUACGAUUUUAAUUUAAAUUUUGACUUUAUAUAUUUGUUUUAAGCUAGUAACGAUAUUAUAAAAUUGUCGACAAUGUCGGAAAAUACCCCAGAAAUUUGUGUCAGAUGUAAUAAAUCCGUUAAAACAGGCCUUAAAUGUAUUAAAUGUGGUAAACUGUCCCAUUCUUGCUGUUUAAAAUUAAUGAAAAGUGCUAAAUUUAUGCCAGAUGGUACAGUAAUUUGCUGCGCUGCAAAUGAUGGCACUGUUGACGUCGAACCGAAGAAGUUGGUCCCAAAUGAAAAACUAUUGGACGUUUCAGCUGCAACUGACAAAAUAAAAAUAAAAUACCUUGAGGAAUUAUUAAAACAGAAAGACGUAACAAUAAAAAAACAGGAAGAAUUGUCAGAUCAGAAAGAUCACACUAUCAAAAGCUUAGAGACCGCGCUAACUGCUCUAAAUCAGCAAAUUGAUCUAUUAAAGCAAUCUAGAGUGAAUACAUGUGCAAAUAAGGCAGACAAUUUAAAUUUUGCAAAUGCUCUGAAAUUGACUAACAAUAUUCCAUCGACUGCAACAAAUCCGUCUCAUUCUUCAGGUAAUAAUCCACAAAAUCCUCCAAAAAAUCAAAUUAAUACGAAAAUUACUCCAUUAGCAGUUUCUUCUGCAGUACAUAUGGCUAAUGCUAACACUGUAUGUAAUGAAAUAAUAAAACUUAAUAACCCAAACUCAGAAAAUCAACCUGGGUAUAGAAGACGAAGAACGAACCUAUUGAUAGGCAGCAAUGAUGACACCAACACCUGUCCGUUUAAAGCUGCCGCACCUCGUACAGUGAAGGAAUUUGAUGCUACAAAUUUUGAGCCCGAUGUUGAUAUCGAAGAACUAGAAAAAUAUAUUAAAAGUUUUGCUUCAAGUGCCACUGUAGAAAAAUUAGAUUGUCGAUUUCCUGCAGUGUACGCUUCGUUCAAAAUCACGGUCGCCUUUGAGGAAGCGGAUAAAAUCCUUGUGUCGGAAAUGUGGCCGAGUAAAGUAUAUUAG
This is a messenger RNA of Psylliodes chrysocephalus, 1135 nucleotides long. The record is from the annotation of a GenBank genome assembly. Lineage: Eukaryota; Metazoa; Arthropoda; Insecta; Coleoptera; Chrysomelidae.